GGGAAUCAGUCGAGUUGGUGGCGACGCUCUCGCGCGUACUCUUCUGCGGUAAAGUUCUGUCGUUACCUAAAAAUGAAAUUUGCAAUUACCCUAUUAGCGGCUGCAUCUUUGGUUAAUGGUUUGCAAUACGAUGGUUACAGAGUGAAAUUUGGCUGGUCUGAUGCACUUGCGGAGAAAGAAUACUUCUUCAGUCUACCACGCUUAUUGAGCGAAGCUGAGGCGAAAGGAUGGCGACGCACCGAGCGACCGCCUGGGCCAUUACCUGAGCUCAGGAUGUAUUGCUCCACUGGCAAGAAUGUCUGCCCGCUGUACGAUACCGCCGGGUUCAUCGCAGGACUACAAGUCGGCAUACCAGUAGAAGGCUUUGAACACCCUCCGUUCUGGGCCCCGGAGAAAAAACUAGUGAAAUGGGUCGCUAAAGCCUCGCAUGGAGAGCCAGAGAGGGAGUACUGGACUGCAACACAAUUCUAUGUCUCGGAAGAAUCACUGAAAGCAGGCGCCGGGCCUACCGUAGAGAACGGCGCGACGCUGCAAGAUGGCGGCGUGUGGGUAGCUGGCCCCGACGGCCGUCUAAUGAGGAUACCCAGCACAGAGGCUGAACUCAACACAACCUCGUGGAAGAAACAAAACUGCAUCCCUAACAUGGGUAUCCAUUACCAUUACAAUAUGACACCGGACCUAAAAUGCGAGGAUCUGUUCCCCUGGUUCUCGACGACAACGGACACGGACCUCGCCGUCGUCGGCUUCCAGAUCAUUGGCAGAAUACCCAAACAAAAUCCUGACUGGUUCGAGAAAGUUCCGAAGGAUAGCGCCCCAGUAACUAUUCCAUUAGCACCACAAUGUCUGUACGACAAUGUGAAUAAAUACGGCGUUAUAUCUCUACACAUUUAUUUCAUCGAUAAGCCGUGGAAUAUCAAAUGCAAAGACGGUGAUUCGAUCAAAAAACCAGGCGUAGUCGCACGUUUGAUGAUGAACAGUGCUAAAUACGCCAACAAAAUCGUUGAUGAAGUGAAGAAUGUUUUUGGAUGAAUUUAUAUUAUCUUCUGAACGCCAUAUUUUACUAAUUUGGCGCAUUACUUAUUACCGACAAUUUGUAAAUAAAGUUUGCAUAAUUCUUGUGAGUUAAAUCUAUGCUUUUGUAAACAUUAUAUAUUAUAUAAUAUUUUAAUUGA
Molecule: messenger RNA, 1172 nt
Organism: Papilio polytes (common Mormon)
Lineage: Eukaryota; Metazoa; Arthropoda; Insecta; Lepidoptera; Papilionidae
Exons: 8
Coding region: 73-1029 (318 amino acids)
Source: RefSeq, a predicted model, not a curated record